Molecule: messenger RNA, 973 nt
Organism: Rhipicephalus sanguineus (brown dog tick)
Lineage: Eukaryota; Metazoa; Arthropoda; Arachnida; Ixodida; Ixodidae
Exons: 6
Coding region: 1-903 (300 amino acids)
Source: RefSeq, a predicted model, not a curated record
AUGCGACUGGGAUACUGUGGCAUCGUGAAGUCAGCUUCCGCCGUUGUGGCUGUUUGGAUGCUCUUGUGCAUCGUCGUCACACCGGGCAAGUUCAUGAAGGGUGCGGAACUCAGCAAUCCGGACGGCGAGUGGCGUGCAAAUCGUGCGGUUAUCAGUGCCCACGUGGGUGGAGAAUGGCACCGAGGACUCAGUGCUUUGGACUGCGAGUACGCGUACACGGAGCGAGACGACUCGCAGCUGGUGGUCAAGUGGUUCCUGAACGACGAUCCGAAGCCCAUCUACCAGUGGAUACCCGAGCUGGAGACGCGCCACGUCUCGCAGAGGCUCAAGGGACGCCUCAACACAGACUUCACGGUCACCGCCAACCAUUUCACAAAAUUCCGCGCCCUCAACCUUUUGCGCCCGACCACCGAGCUGAGCGGCCGGUACUCGUGUCACGUCACCUCCCACAGUAGCCAGGACCAAAAGUCGCAACUCAUGACCGUCUAUGCACGUCCAAAGCACUUCGUGUUCAACUACUCACGAGCCGCCGAGGAGUCGGCGACGACGUUUGUGUGCGAGGCCACGGGCGCAUUUCCUCUGCCCACGCUGUCGCUGUACCAGCUGGACGAGGGAUCGUCCUCGUCGCCGCCACGGCGCCACGCCCUCGCACCAACGCAGCGGGUGACGCCCAGGCAGGACGGAUCCUACGUCACUCGCGUCUCCAGCCAGGUGCCCGACGAGCAAUUCUCGCGUUCGGGCCGACACUUGUUCGUGUGCCUGCUCUCCAUACCGGGCACGGACUUCAAGAAGCAGCGCCUCAUCGAGUUCUACCCAGAAUACUACAUGGACAGCGCCACCUGCCGAGGGAUGAGUUGGCCUGUCGCCCUCGCUAUGUUUUCAAUUAUCUGGGCCUUACGAUAAUGUCCACCAGGGUCCAGCCACGAGCUUCCGGUGAUCUACUAUUGAGACCAAGUCAUCUGCGUUCGGGAAA